Lathyrus oleraceus (garden pea) is the source of this 885-nucleotide messenger RNA. RefSeq lists its product as uncharacterized. The transcript is spliced from 8 exons. Bases 109 to 885 code for a protein of 258 amino acids. Lineage: Eukaryota; Viridiplantae; Streptophyta; Magnoliopsida; Fabales; Fabaceae. The record is from RefSeq and is a predicted model, not a curated record.
CCUUGUCAGCUGUAUCUAUCGUCACCAACUUAUCGCAUAGUCGGCAAGGGAAAAGUGCACAACACUUCGGGUGAAUUACUUCACCAUAAUCCCCUCCCGGUGGGAUAUAUGAAAGUUUCGGUUGACCUUGUAUUAGAUACGGACGCGCUUCUACCAUUACCUGACGUUGUUUCAGAGACAACGUUGAUGCGAGAUGCAGUCGGAUCCUUUGUUGGAUGGCCGUCAGAUCUAAUUUUCCCAGAUGCCGAGACUCCUACAAGACCCACACAUAAAGCUGGUAAAGGGAUUUCAAGACGCAUCGAGUCGGUUGCAUCUCAAAAAGAGGUUCCCGGUCGAAAGUUGAAAAAAGCUGGUAAGGAUAUUCCAACGACGUCCGGGACAAAAUCUCAAAUUAUGAUGCGUCUUGAGAAAAUGGUGGAAGAGUCCGAUAUUAUGCACGGCGCCAUCCGUAGUGUAGAUUUUGAUGAAGGUGUUUUCGGAAUUGCUCAUUCCGAAAUAAUUGCAAAGGAGGACAUGCAACAACUUUUUGAACACGAAGAAUUGGGCAUCUACUUGUCAAUCAAGAUGAUGGAAUGGAUAAUUGUUACUUUUUACUCUGCUGAUGAUAGGUUUUACAUUGACCCAAAACUCAUAAAUCACUUGAAUUCCAAUAGUACCACUACUAAACAAUGUCAAUAUGUCAACCAUGUGUUUGAUAAAAUUCCUUUCUUUAAUUUAUACAUUGUUCAACUUAAAGAAAUCAUGCUGAUGUGUAAAGAGACUUUAGAUGAGAUGGUUGAGAAUGAAACUCUUAGUCCCGAGCCGGCGAUUCAGAUUCUCCUUAACUUCUCUUUCAUUUUCAAGUAUGUUUCGGUGCUGAAAGUUAUUCGGUCGGUGUAUGUUUAG